AUGUCAUAUGUACUUCGUUCUGCACGCGUAUCUUCCCUUUUAAAGUCUGGGGAAACAAAACCAAUAACUGUCAAAAAGCUCACUAAAAAGGCUUCAGAUCAAAGCGUGAAACAAGUGAGCAAAGGAAAAGCAAAAGACCAUGACCUUUCUAUUGAAACUGUAAAGGAACCUUUAAAGCAAGAAAACGAGAAAUUGGUUGGUGCCCACGUUAGUGUUUCUGGAGGAAUUCAUAAUGCUAUAAAGUAUAGUUUAAUUAUUGGCGCAAAUGCAUUUGCCAUUUUCUUACGAAAUCAACGUAGAUGGGAUGCUCAACCUCUUAAUCCUGAACACGUCUCCAUGUUUCGUGAAGGUUGUGAAGAGAAUAUGUAUCCAUCUGGUUCUGUGCUACCUCAUGGAAGUUAUCUGAUCAAUCUGGGUAAUCCUGAUCAAGAAAAGCGAGAAAAAAGUUAUAAAGCUUUUCUUGAAGAUUUGAAAAGAUGUGAAAUUUUGGGUCUCACUUUGUACAAUUUUCAUCCAGGUUCAACUGUUGGACAAUGUACGCCAGAAGAAUCUAUACAACAUAUUGCUGAUUGUAUUAAUAGAGCCCAUAAAGAGACGAAAAGUGUCAUUUGUGUGGUUGAAAAUAUGGCAGGUGCUGGAAAUUCUGUUGGAUCAAAAUUUGAAGAACUUGGUGAAAUAAUUUCACUGGUCAAAAAUAAAAAACGUGUUGGUGUGUGUAUUGAUACAUGCCAUACAUUUGCUGCGGGUUAUGAUCUUCGUACAAAGGAAAGAUAUGAAGAAACUAUGUCUGAAUUUUCUCGCCAUGUAGGCUUCCAAUAUUUACGAGGAAUGCAUUUGAAUGAUUCUCUCAAAGAAUUAGGUUCCCGUGUCGAUCGCCAUGCAAACAUCGGUAAAGGUUACUUGGGUUUGGAACCUUUUAGAUUAAUUAUGAAUGAUAGUCGUAUGGAUGAAAUACCUUUAAUUCUAGAGACUCCUGUGCCUGAUGAUGAUCUUGAAAUUUACCAAAAGGAAAUUGCUCUUUUAUACACUCUUGUUGGUAAACAGUCAUUGGCCGAUGCAAAUAUUCCAAAAAAUUUUGUAAAAAGUCAUGAUAUAAUUGAAAUUACAAAUUCAAAUUCAUUGGAACAAAUGGAAAAGGACAAGAAAAAUAUCAGAGCGAUUGAUGAUUCCAAUGUGACUGUUCCACAAAAAAAAAAGACUAAAACUAAACUUGGUAAAUCUGUACUAUCGAAAUCUGUUUUGUUUAAUGCAAGACGUUUGAGUUUUUUGUCUUCUUUACAACUACAAAAAAAAUCUCUUGUAAAACUUACAAAAUCACAAAGUCGUUUAUAUUCUCUUGACGUACAAAAAAAUGAAAAGGAAACAAUUAUAAAACUUUUAUAUAAUAUUGGCUCAAAGAAAGAAGCGGAACAGUAUCUACGCCAAUUUUCUUCGGUUGAAUCUCAAAAAUUUGCUGUAAUAAAAGUUGGUGGUGCUGUUAUUAGUGAUGAAAUAGAUUCUCUCGCUUCUUCACUUUCAUUUCUAAACCGUGUUGGCUUAUAUCCAAUUGUAUUACACGGAGGUGGUCCUCAACUUAAUAUAGAAUUAUCAAAGGCUGGUAUAAAACCUGAUUAUAAAGAUGGUAUUAGAAUAACUGAUGCAAAAACCCUUGAAAUCGCAAGAUCUAUAUUUAUCAAAGAAAAUCUUAAAUUGGUUGAAGCAUUAGAAAAAUUGGGAACUCGUGCACGACCUAUAACAGGUGGUGUAUUCAUCGCUGAUUAUUUGGAUAGAGAAAGUUACGGGUAUGUUGGACAAAUUACUGGAAUAAAUAAAAAUGUUGUAAAUGCUAGUAUCAACGCAGGUGCAUUACCUAUCUUGACGAGCUUAGCAGAAACUCCUUCUGGUCAAAUAUUGAAUGUAAAUGCUGAUGUAGCUGCUGGUGAAUUGGCAAAAGUUCUCGAACCUUUAAAAAUUAUUUACCUUAAUGAAAAAGGUGGUCUUAUAAAUGAAGAAACUAAGAAAAAAAUCGAUGUCAUAAAUCUUGAUGAGGAAUAUGAUCAUUAUAUGGCACAACCAUGGGUCAAAUAUGGAACGCGUUUGAAAUUGAUAGAGAUUAAAGAUCUUCUUGAUCAUCUUCCUCGAUCAUCAUCUGUAGCUAUUACAGCCGUAGGACAGCUCCCGAAGGAGCUCUUUACAGAUAGUGGUGCUGGUACUUUAAUUCGUCGUGGUUAUCGUCUCUUUAAGUACAACUCAUUUGACGAAAUGGAUAAAAAUAAAUUACAAAAGAUCUUGCAAACAAGCCCAAAUUCCGAUUUUAUGUCAAAAAUUUCAAAAAAAUCUUAUAAAGUCUACAGUGACGAACCUUAUGAUGUCUUGGCAGUUGUUACCCAAGACAAAUCUAAUCCAAAUUCUAUUCCUCUUCUCGAGAAAUUCAUUGCUACAGAAAAUAGCAUAUUAAGUAAUAUAAUUGAUAAUAUAUGGCAAAUUAUCCAAAAUGAUAAUCCUCGAUUACUUUGGGCUGUCGAUGAUCAUGAUGAAAAUAAGGCUUGGCACUUUUCAAGAUCAGAUGGUAGUUAUACAAUAAAUGGAAAAACUUUGUUUUGGUAUGGUAUAAAUGUCAAUGAUGUUUCCGCCGCGGUUAAAGAUUUUGCUGCUACGCUAUUCGAAACGAAUACAACUCCAUCUUCAGGUCGUGCAUUCGCUAAUGCCUCCAGAACGUUUUCCACUUUUGCUCGACAUAAUCAACAUAAUAAUGCAUUUUCAAUGUCAAAUCUAUCACGUCGUCAAUAUGCUACCCUUACAUCUCCAUCAAAAGUUGCACUUAUUGGUGCACGUGGAUACACUGGCCAAAACUUUGUAUCAUUGUUAAACAAUCAUCCACAUAUUUCAUUAUCUCACGUGUCUUCUCGUGAAUUGGAAGGCCAAGAACUCUCUGGUUAUUCAAAAGAAAAGAUCAAAUAUGUAAACUUGAAUACGGAACAGAUUAAAGAUAUGCAAAAAAAUGGUGAAGUUGAUUGUUGGGUCAUGGCUUUGCCAAAUGGUAUAUGUACACCAUUUGUACAAGCUGUUAAUGAGGGUCAAACCAACAAAAGUUUAAUUGUAGAUUUAAGCGCAGAUCAUAGAUUCAACGAUGAAUGGACAUACGGUUUACCCGAACUUGGUGAUCGUGAAUCCUUUCGUAAUUCUACAAAAAUAUCAAAUCCUGGAUGUUAUGCCACUGGAUCUCAACUUUCCAUAGCACCAUUGUUACCAUACAUAUCCGAAACUCCUACCAUUUUUGGUGUAUCUGGGUAUUCUGGUGCUGGAACCAAACCGUCUCCUAAAAAUGAUCCUAAAUUUCUCGAAAACAAUAUGAUACCAUAUUCUCUUACAGAUCAUAUUCAUGAGCGAGAAAUUUCAUACCAUUUAGGAAGAGCCGUAAAUUUCAUCCCACAUGUCGCACCUUUCUUCCAAGGAAUAACCUUGACUGUCAAUAUUCCCCUCUCAAAAACGUUCAGAUCUGCGGAAAUACGCGAAUUAUACGAACAAAAAUAUGCUGAUGAAAAACUCAUCAAAGUUGUAGAUGAUGUACCACUUGUAAAAGAUAUUUCUAAAAAACAUAUUGUGAAAAUUGGUGGAUUCGGUGUACAUUCAUCAGGCAAAAGAGUUGUAAUCAUAACAACUAUUGAUAACUUAUUGAAAGGUGCUGCUACUCAAGCUUUACAGAAUAUUAACCUUGCCCUCGGGUAUAAUGAAUAUGAAGGUAUUCCUAUGGAAUAA
This is a messenger RNA of Cetraspora pellucida, 3738 nucleotides long. The record is from the annotation of a GenBank genome assembly. NCBI's taxonomy places the organism in Eukaryota, Fungi, Glomeromycota, Glomeromycetes, Diversisporales, Gigasporaceae.